Messenger RNA from Strongylus vulgaris, 363 nucleotides. Lineage: Eukaryota; Metazoa; Nematoda; Chromadorea; Rhabditida; Strongylidae. The record is from the annotation of a GenBank genome assembly.
AUGUUAGACAAUCUAGCUGGAACACAUGCAUUCAAAGAAUUCGAGGGAACGGUACCAUUUUUCCGAAAAGCUCAGAGGUCAGAAACUCCAUUGACGGCUUUCGAAUUUUUGUUAUCAUUCGAUGAAGAGAUGCUUUCGCUACGACGGGUUUUUACAGAUUUUUAUAAAAUGCUAGAACAAUUAUUGCUGCCAUUUCAGCCAAAGACUGAGAAUGGCGAUUUCGUGGUGAUGGAGGAAACUCUGGUCCCACCACGUUCUGAUCUCAAAGAGUUUACGGAUUUAUUAGCUUGUAAGCACAAUGUAUGGUAUCCAGUGGAGUCAGUUGAGGGUCUCCCGAAUAUGCCGGAUUUAUUUGCUUUGUGA